This is a messenger RNA of Prorocentrum cordatum, 1251 nucleotides long. NCBI's taxonomy places the organism in Eukaryota, Dinophyceae, Prorocentrales, Prorocentraceae. The record is from the annotation of a GenBank genome assembly.
GACGUGGACGCCGUGGGCGGGGGGUCGUCCUCGAGCAGCUGCGGAGAGACGACGCGCCGCAAGAAGAAGCCGCGCACGUCGGACCCGCGCGGUGCUCCGUUCAUGCAGAUGGGGGCGCAGAUGGCACCCUGGCAGUCGCAGGUCAUGCAGGUCCUCUCCGACUUCGUCGAGCGCGACGCCGACCACAUGGACCUGCCCAAGGGCUUUCCCCUCGGAGGCCCGCAGAUGCUGCUGCUGAGGCAGCUGGCGCCGGCGCAGAACGCCGUGGUGGUCAUGCAGAGCAAUGCCGCGUACCUCCGGAGGAUCAAGACCAAGGUGGCCCGAGCGGGCCCCUUUGGCGCCAUUAAGGGCAUCGUCAAGCGCCACGGCGGCCGCAUGAGCGUGCGGCUGUGCGUGGCGGUGCUCGAGAGCGCGUACGAGGACGAGAAGCUCCUGCUGGAGAUGUGUGGGAUGCUGGGUACAUGGCAUCAGAAACUGUCGCUGAUGCAGCUCAGGAAACAGUUCAAGAAGGCUGGACUCGUGUUCGACAAGGAAUACGAGUGGAUGGCGCUGCGGGGCAAGCGGCCGGGGCCCGAGAGCAGCUCCGAGUCCGAGCGCGAGGGCCCUCCCCUGCCGCGGCACGUGGUCGAGGUGUUCGCCGAGGACGACGCGCAGGUCCGGAGCACCCUCAGGCUCCUGCGGCACGCGCUGGACGAGGACACCCGUCGGCGGGAGCGCCGCGCCGCGGCGCGCCCCGACGGCGCGGAGGACGAGCUGCUGGCCAGCAGCGUGCGCGCCGACGGCCUGCCCUGGUGGGGCGACGCCCCCGCGGACCACCCGCUGCCGAGCCGCGCCCACGCCCGACGAGCGCAGGUGGCGAAGCGGAAGUUGCCGGCCUACGAGAUGCGGGACGUGGUGACCGAGGCAAUGGAGCAGUACCCUGUCGUUGUGGUGGUGGGUGCGACUGGCUGCGGCAAGUCGACGCAGCUGCCGAUAGCUUGGUACGAGUGGCGCAAGGCCAGCAAUCCGGAGGCGCAGUGCAAGGUCAUCUGCUGCCAGCCGCGCAAGAUCGCGGCCGUGUCCCUGGCGGAGCGCGUGGCCCUGGAGAACGGGCAGGCCGUCGGCGGCCUGGUGGGAUACAAGAUCCGCUUCGAGACGAAGGCCUCCCGGGACACGGACGUGCUGUACUGCACCACCGGGGUGCUGCUCCGCGCGAUGGUGCGCGGUCGGCAUCCUGCGGUUGGUGGCGAGAGCCCCCCGGAGACUUCCUGA